GGCGCUGAGUCAGUCCGUCAGUCCGUCGGUCAGUCAGUCGGUCGGUCGGUCCGGUCGCUGGUGGCUAUGCGGGCCUGGGCCGCCGUGCUGUGCUGCGCGCUGUGCUGCGCCGUGGGACGGGGCUCCGAGGACAUCGUGGUGGGCUGCGGCGGCUUCGUCAAGUCCGAUGUGGAGAUCAACUACUCCCUCAUCGAGAUUAAGUUGUACACAAAGCAUGGUACCCUCAAAUACCAAACAGAUUGCGCUCCGAACAACGGGUAUUUCAUGAUUCCCCUCUAUGAUAAGGGGGAUUUCAUUCUUAAAAUUGAGCCUCCACUGGGAUGGAGUUUUGAACCGACCAGUGUAGACAUCCAUGUAGAUGGCAUUAAUGACAUUUGCACAAAGGGAGGCGAUAUUAACUUUGUGUUCACAGGGUUUUCUGUGAAUGGAAAGGUUCUCAGCAAAGGUCACUCAUUAGGUCCUGCCGGAGUCCAGGUUGUACUGAGAAAUGCUGGCAGUGAUGUAAACUUACAAGCAACUAUUACCCAACCUGGAGGAAAGUUUGCUUUCUUUAAAGUGCUUCCUGGUGAAUAUGAAAUCGUUGCAUCUCAUCCCACCUGGAUGUUGAAAGAGUCAAACACAGUGGUGCGGGUGACCAGUUCUAAUGCUUAUGCUGCGAGCCCUCUGAUUGUUGCUGGCUACAACGUGUCUGGGUCAGUAAGGAGUGAUGGAGAACCAAUGAAAGGGGUCAUGUUCCUGCUUUUCUCCUCCUCAGUGACCAAAGAGGAUGUUGUGGGCUGCAAUAUUUCUCCUGUGGAUGGAUUCCAAUCACGAGACGAGUCUCUCUCCUAUUUGUGUAAUGUUGUAUCAAAAGAAGAUGGAUCUUUCAGCUUUCUUUCCCUUCCAAGUGGGAAAUACACUGUGAUACCAUUCUACAGAGGAGAAAGAAUUACCUUUGAUGUUGCGCCAUCUAGAUUGGACUUCUUUGUAGAACAUGACAGCUUACAAAUUGAGCCUGUUUUCCAUGUGAUGGGUUUCUCUGUCACAGGCAGAGUGCUGAAUGGUCCUGAAGGAGAAGGAGUCGCUGAUGCCACUGUGACACUGAACAAUCAGAUUAAAGUAAAAACAAAAGCUGAUGGAUCUUUCCGUCUUGAGAACAUAACGACAGGUACAUACACAAUUCAUGCCAGGAAAGAGCAUCUCUUCUUUGAUACUAUCACAGUGAAGAUCGCACCAAAUACGCCUCAGCUAGCGGACAUCAUUGCAACAGGAUUCAGUGUGUGUGGCCAGAUCUCAGUAACUCGUUUACCUGACGCAGUCAAACAGAUCAAUAAAUACAAGGUAACCAUGGUGCCUCAAGACAAGGACAAAGCAUCCACGGUUACAACAGAAACUGACCCUCAUGGAGCAUUUUGUUUUAAAGCACAAUCUGGUGCAUACAGUGUUAAGGUUAUUAUUCCAGAGGCUGAAACCAGAGCAGGAUUGGCCUUGAAACCCAAAGUGUUCCCUGUUACCGUUACAGACAGACCGGUCAUGGAUGUGACCUUCUCUCAGUUUUUGGCAUCCAUUUCGGGGAAGAUCUCUUGUUUAGAUGCUUGUGGUGACCUGGUGGUGAUGUUACAGUCUGUGAGCCGCCAGGGUGAAAAACGGAGCCUGCAGCUCUCUGGAAGUACAGAGUCAGUAGCCUUCACGUUUGAAAAUGUGCUACCUGGCAAAUACAAAGUAAGCAUUGUACAUGAAGACUGGUGCUGGAAGAAUAAAUCUCUGGAGGUGGAAAUCGUGGAGGAAGAUGUUUCGGGAGUAGAAUUCAGGCAGACUGGAUAUAUGCUGAGGUGUUCCCUUUCUCAUGCAAUUACACUGGAAUUCUACCAGGAUGGAAAUGGACCAGAGAAUGUUGGUGUUUAUAACUUGUCUAAAGGAGUUAAUAGAUUCUGUCUUUCAAAGCCAGGUGUGUACGAAGUAACCCCACGUUCCUGCCACCAGUUUGAACACAAAUAUUACACUUAUGACACGUCUUCUCCAAGCAUACUGACGCUCACUGCUGUUCGACACCAUGUCCUUGGCACGAUUGUGACAGAUAAACUGAUGGAUAUGACUAUUACCAUUAAGUCAUCUAUUGACAGUGAACCUGCCUUAGUUUUAGGGCCAUUGAAAUCUGUGCAGGAGUUACGCAGGGAGCAGCAGCUGGCAGAAAUUGAGACCCGCCGACAGGAGAGAGAAAAGAAGGGCCAAGAAGAGGAGGGAACAAAGCCACCAGUGCAGGAGAUGGUGGAGGAACUUCAGGGACCAUUUUUAUAUGAAUUUUCGUACUGGGCAAGGUCUGGUGAGAAAAUUACUGUGACACCGUCUUCAAAAGAGCUUCUUUUCUAUCCACCUUAUGUGGAAACAGUCGUUAGUGGAGAGAGCUGUCCUGGAAAGCUGAUAGAGAUUCAUGGGAAAGCAGGCUUAUUUUUGGAAGGACGGAUUCAUCCUGAAUUGGAAGGUGUUGAGAUUGUCAUUGGUGAAAAAGGAGCUCCUUCCCCUCUCAUCACAGUUUUCACUGAUGACAAAGGUGCUUACAGUGUUGGACCACUGCACAGUGACUUGGAAUAUACAGUUACUGCACAGAAAGAAGGAUUUGUUUUGACUGCAGUAGAAGGAACAGUUGGUGACUUCAAAGCUUUUGCUCUUGCUGGUGUGACGUUUGAGAUUAGAUCUGAGGAUGACCAGGCUCUUGCUGGAGUACUCUUGUCUCUCAGUGGGGGGGUGUUCCGGUCCAACCUCCUUACGCAGGAUAAUGGCAUGCUGACCUUUUCCAAUCUGAGUCCAGGGCAGUAUUACUUUAAACCCAUGAUGAAAGAAUUUCGCUUUGAACCAUCGUCUCAAAUGAUUGAAGUGCAGGAAGGACAGAAUCUUAAAAUUCGGAUAACUGGCUACAGAACAGCUUACAGCUGUUAUGGCACUGUCUCUUCAUUAAAUGGAGAGCCUGAGCAAGGGGUCUCAGUAGAAGCUGUGGGGCAGGAAGGAUGUAGCAUCUAUGGAGAAGAUACAGUAACUGAUGAAGAGGGCAAGUUCCGGCUACGUGGCCUUCUGCCAGGCUGUGUGUAUCAUGUACAACUCAAAGCCGAAGGCAAUGAUCAUAUUGAAAGAGCUUUACCACAGCACCGGGCAAUUGAGGUUGGGAACAGCGACAUUGAUGAUGUUAAUAUUAUAGCAUUUCGGCAAAUUAAUCAAUUUGAUUUAAGUGGAAAUGUGAUUACGUCUUCUGAGUAUCUGUCCACGUUAUGUGUGAAGCUCUACAAAAGUGAAAAUCUUGACAACCCAAUUCAUACAGUCAAUUUAGGCCAAUCUCUUUUCUUCCAUUUCCCUCCCCUGCUCCGAGAUGGAGAGAAUUACGUGGUGCUCUUGGAUUCUACGUUGUCUAAAUCACAGUAUGACUACAUCCUGCCUCAAGUUUCGUUCACUUCCAUUGGAUAUCAUAAGCACAUUACGCUGGUAUUUAGUCCCACUAGAAAGCUACCUGAGCAAGAUAUUGCCCAAGGAUCUUACAUUGCACUGCCACUGACACUGCUUCUGUUGUUGGCUGGUUACAACCACGAUAAGCUUAUUCCCUUACUACUGCAGCUGACGACUCGACUUCAAGGGGUCCGUGCCCUUGGACAGGCGGGUUCUGACACCGGUGGCCCAGAGGAUGCAAAGAGACAAACAAAAAAACAGAAGACAAGACGGACGUGAGAAUUCCCACUUUGCUCCAGAGAAGCAGCACAGAGGGAUUUUGCUAAAUCAGUGGUACUUGAAGCAACAAAGUUCUGGGGGAAAUACAUGAACUGGUGAAUGAUGUCCUUGGCACUUCCAAUUCAGCAGCUUGAUUGAAGAGUCUGUUAUCUGCACAGCUGUGAUUUCAGUUCUUAUCCAGUAAAUGUUUGAUUUUAAUAAAAGAUAACAUAUUUGCCCAAUGAAGACAAAUCAUUAAUGUCAUGUAAGAUUAGUUGAUAAUGUCAGGUAAGUUCUGCUGAUCCCUGGUGCAAAAGCAGUGUUUAAAUGUCAAGUUCAUGUACACUGUGAUCUCUUUAGACCUCCAGUAUUCCUGAAGUGGCUACAGCUAGUUAGCUAGCUUCACUGUUCUUUCCAAAGUCAGACUGUGUUGUGAUACUUGUCUGUGUGUCUGUCUCAUCUACUGCUCAGGCAGCAUUUAACUUUUGUGCCAGUUGCUGAUGGAUUGUUUUCUUUUUUUCCCCAAUUAUUUGAAGAAGUGUUAGCUUUUAGAAACCUUCAACAUGCACGGUCCCAAUAAUGUAGACUGUAAUAAAUAAUAGCCUGCUUCUUACAGGCCAUCUUUUGAUUCUUGUUUGAAACAGACAGUUAGACAUACACAGCUUAAAUGUUAAUGGGGCUUUUUAUUGACAAAUAGUAUAAAGGUUAAUAGAGCUUUUGAAAGAUGAACAUAAAUGCCUACAAAUAUUGCAAAGACGUUGGUACUGCCAGUGAGUGGCAAUGUUUCUCUUUUAUAGUACUUGAAAUAGAGUCCCUUUACAUUUAAACACUGAAGCUUACAAACCCUACUUUAGAAACCUGGAUACAAAAAUUGCUUUAGUUUGGUCCUAAAUAUUAAAACUUCAUCUGCUGAUCCUUCUACUUAGACUGGCAUCUAUACAACGGAAUCUGAGGGGAAACUGCCAAGAUCAUAAGAAAUGAAUGUCAAAAAAGCACAUGUGUAUAAAGCUUGAGAUGAAGCUCUAACAAACUCAUGCUCUCAACUUAAUGACCUCAAAAUUUGUGGUUUACUGUGAUGAACUACGUGGGGAAAAAAAACAGCGUUGGAGGCCUUGUAUUAAAUAUGUACAAUUUUUAUAUCUUUUUUUUAGGUUGGUGAAUGCUGAUAAGGGAAUUGCUGCUUAGGGGAGUUGUGUGAGAAGUGAAUGAUCAUUCAGUGUGACUUGAGGGACUACCAGAUAUUCUGACCUCUGAACUGUGCGACUUGAUUGACAUUAAACAUUGGAAAUGCUGUUAAUAAAAAGGCACUGAUGCUUGCUAAUUUGUUGACAGAAGCU
This is a messenger RNA of Coturnix japonica (Japanese quail), 5009 nucleotides long. Its product is annotated as BOS complex subunit NOMO1. The record is from RefSeq and is a predicted model, not a curated record. Gene Ontology annotation, cellular component: endoplasmic reticulum membrane. Lineage: Eukaryota; Metazoa; Chordata; Aves; Galliformes; Phasianidae. Gene Ontology annotation, molecular function: carbohydrate binding.